Molecule: messenger RNA, 1259 nt
Organism: Brachypodium distachyon (stiff brome)
Lineage: Eukaryota; Viridiplantae; Streptophyta; Magnoliopsida; Poales; Poaceae
Product: eukaryotic translation initiation factor 3 subunit J-A
Exons: 6
Coding region: 243-938 (231 amino acids)
Cellular component (GO): eukaryotic translation initiation factor 3 complex; cytoplasm
Molecular function (GO): translation initiation factor activity
Source: RefSeq, a predicted model, not a curated record
GUCGAAGCAAAGCCGCCGACCCAGCGCAAACACAAACCCGACCGGCCCCAAGAGCGAGCCGGAAGCACCCGUCCUCCAAUCCUUUUCCCCCACACUCCUCCAGAACCUUCCUGCCUUCCCCGCCCGCUAGCCGCCGCCGCCGCCGCCGCGUCUCCCCUCGCCGCGGAAACCCUAGCCGCGCCCCCACGUGCCUCGCCGCCGACCAGCCGGUUCAGAUCUCGAGGACCGCCCGGCCAGCCGCCAUGGAGGACUGGGAUGCUGAAGAUUUUCAACCAGUUGCACCUAUUGCGGAACCCAAGCUUAAAAGUAACUGGGAUGAUGAAGAUGUGGAAGAAGAUGAUGUAAAAGAAUCAUGGGAAGAGGAGGAGGAAGAGAAACCUAAGCCACAGCCUGUAGAAAAGCCUGCUCCAAAACCUAGUGCUAAAAGUGCUGCAAAAAAAGGCAAACAGCCAUCGACAAGUACUGAAGUAGUAGAAGAUGAGGUUCUUGAUGAUCCUGCUAAAGAAAAGCUUCGCCAACAAAGGCUAGUGGAAGAAGCUGAUUUCAAGUCAACAGCAGAGCUUUUCGCAAAGAAGGAUGGCAGUGAAAAGUCAUUAGAUACUUUUAUCCCCAAAUCUGAGAGUGACUUUGCGGAAUAUGCAGAGCUUAUUGCAAACAAACUACGUCCCUAUGAGAAAAGUUUUCACUAUAUGGGUCUACUUAAGAAUGUCAUGAGACUUUCCAUGACAUCGUUGAAAGGUGCGGAUGCGAAGGAAAUAGCUUCGUCCGUCACAGCAAUUGCUAAUGAAAAGAUCAAGGCUGAAAAGGAAGCUGCAGCAGGCAAAAAGAAACAAGGAGCCAAAAAGAAGCAGCUCCAUAUAGAGAAAGGAGAGGAGGACUUUGUUGCCCGGCCUGGUGCGGGUUCUUAUGACGACCCGGACGAGUUCGACUUCAUGUGAUUGUCUGGGCGGGGAAAUAGCUUCUUCUAUGUAUACCUUUGAGGCGAGCAGAGAUUAGAGUUUGCGGCAGCCUGUAACCCCCCUUGAGAGGCACCUGAACGCAUGCAUGGGAAACAUUUCCAUCUAUUAUUUGAGGUCGAUUUUGGCACCUGGAUAGUAAGAAAACCAUUUUUGCGGCAUUGAUGCGCGAGAUGGUUUUCUUAUAUCCUUGAUCUGUCUGUCUUUUGACUCUUGUUAUUGUGGGUUGGUAUUUUUUGGUAAACUGUACUAUAACGUGUUCCUCUCUCUGGUUAUAAAUUAUAAUGGAGUCGUGCAAGUAAA